AUGACUGAUAAAUCAUCCCAACAAAAAGAAUUCGUCUUUAUUAGUGUCGAUGGCAAACAAACUAAAAAUAUUGCGAUAAGCCCACCUGAAAAUUUGAAAAUUGAAUCCCCUCCAACAUUCACCGAUUCGGAACUUGGACGUAACCAUGACAAGAAAAUGCAGGGAAAAUCAAAAAAACCACCGAAUGCUUUCAUAUUAUUCAGAAAGAAAUAUGUUGAAUCGUUACAUCGUCUAGGCCAUCGUGAUGCCAUGAAGAAGGUUUCCGGCUGGGCUCGAGACGCCUGGAACAAAUUACCUCAGAUGGAGAAGGAGCAAUACGAGCAUUAUGCGAACAAGGCUGCCACAUUUUAUCAAGAAUGGGAAAUAAAAAAUCCCCAACUCGUUCGUCAAAAACAAACGAAAAAAACCAAAAAAGCUAGUCAAAUCACACAAAAUAUUAAACCAAUCGUUCAAACUCAACAAAUGCCUGUACAAUAUACAACACCGACAUCAUCUCCUGAAUCGAUCGAGUUGACCGAAGAAGAGUCACGGAAUUAUUUUUCCUUUGAUCCAAAUUUAAUAUAUUUUACUACUACUUCUCCGACAGAUUUCGUUUAUGAACAACCACUUUACGAUUAUGGCAUGUUCAAUAAUAAUUUGGAAUCAAGCAUUCCAAAUAUUACAAAUAUUACACCAACUUUGACCACCGAUUUUCAAAAUUUCAAUUAUAACUUCGAUUUUGGCGAUUUUUAUAAUCCAAACGUCCAUUAUAGGGACAAUUCUCAAAUAGCUUGA
This is a messenger RNA of Funneliformis geosporum, 774 nucleotides long. The record is from the annotation of a GenBank genome assembly. Lineage: Eukaryota; Fungi; Glomeromycota; Glomeromycetes; Glomerales; Glomeraceae.